CGUGAUAAUUCAUUAAUGACUACAUCUACAAGCCAAGUCACUUCCUCCUCACAAGCUGUCAAAAUGGGCGUGACUGAAUUCUCCUACUUCACCAUCAAGCCUGGGAAGACAAUCCCCGACGAGGAGGGUCUCUAUGACCGCGUCUUGGACCUCGCCGUCAGCCAACCCGGCGCCGGAAGCUUAUAUUACGGCAGCUCGAUCGAGAAGCCUGAACAGUCGUGGUGUUUCCUCGACUGGGACUCGGUGGAAGAGCACCUAGCCUACCGUGAAACCGACACCCACGCACCUAUAGGCGAAGCCCUCGGCCCCUACCUAGACUGGACCCAAGGCUACAUCAAACACAUCACGCCCAACGUCUGGCCCCCGACGAUCCUCUCCACGGCCCCCGUCACCGAAGUCCUCACCCUCUUUUUCCCGUCCGACCUCGACUCGGCCGCCAAGGAGGCCCUCACGGCGCAGCUGGAGGAGUUCAAGACCAAGGCGCUCGAUACGAGCCCCGAUUUCCAGGGAAUUAGUUACGGAUGGAGCGUGGAGAAUGAUGUGCCCGUUACGGACGAGCCUGGGAAGACGGGGAACUUGCUUGCUGCGUUUAUCGGGUGGCCGAGCGUGGAUGCGCAUAUGAAGUUUCGCGAGACGGAGCCGUUUAAGGAGAACAUUGGGCUUUUGAGGGGGAUGGAGGGGAUUGUUAAGUUGGCGGUGUUUCAUGUUAGCUGUAAGACGAAGAACCCUCCUAAGAAGGAGUGAGGGGG
Messenger RNA from Colletotrichum scovillei, 749 nucleotides. RefSeq lists its product as uncharacterized. The record is from RefSeq and is a predicted model, not a curated record. Bases 16 to 744 code for a protein of 242 amino acids. The transcript has 2 exons. Lineage: Eukaryota; Fungi; Ascomycota; Sordariomycetes; Glomerellales; Glomerellaceae.